Molecule: messenger RNA, 2781 nt
Organism: Hordeum vulgare subsp. vulgare (domesticated barley)
Lineage: Eukaryota; Viridiplantae; Streptophyta; Magnoliopsida; Poales; Poaceae
Product: ABC transporter G family member 6-like
Exons: 1
Coding region: 206-2479 (757 amino acids)
Cellular component (GO): membrane
Molecular function (GO): ATP hydrolysis activity; ABC-type transporter activity; ATP binding
Source: RefSeq, a predicted model, not a curated record
CACGAGCUCCCAGCCCCGGACAAAGUCUUAACUACACCCUAGCCGGCCUGCCUUGGAGAAGAAGCGCCAUCGUCUCUUCAAAACCACUUCCUGUCCGCCCCCUCCCCACCUCCUACUUAACCUCGCCUCCGCCUGGUCCUGUUACCUUUGCGCCAGUAGCCAGCCAGCCAGCAGGAGUGCCGCGUCGUAGUACGUGCGUACAUACAUGCAUGCCAUGGCGCGAGCCGUGCACGAUCGCCUCCCGUUCCUCGCCUCGCCGGAGCCGGCGCUCGCGCCGCCUGCGCCAGCGGGGAGGCGGAGGAACCCGUCCCUCUCCGAGAUGCUCAGCCUCGUCAGCGCCGCCACCGUCGACCCGGCCGGCACGGACGACGACGGCUCCGUCUUCUCCCUCCCGAUGCCGCAGUCCGCGGCUGCCGGCGUCGGCGACAAUAAUGCGGGCGGCGAGGCGCCGGGAAGGACCAUCCAGUUCCGGCUGGCGUUCACCGACCUCACCUACAGCGUCCGGCGCGCGCGCCAUGGCGGGGACGGCGGCGGCGGGGGGCCCUGCCUCCCCGUGCAGCGCCGCUCCGACCGCGUCACGGCGGCGCCCGACGCGCACGCGCCGCGCACCAAGGCGCUCCUUGCUGGCGUCUCCGGGGAGGCGAAGGAGGGCGAGAUCCUCGCAGUGAUGGGCGCCAGCGGCUCCGGCAAGUCCACGCUCAUCGACGCGCUCGCCAACCGCAUCUCGCGCGACGCGCUCAAGGGCUCCGUCACGCUCAACGGCGAGCCGCUUACGGGCAACAUCCUCAAGUCCAUGUCCGCGUACGUCAUGCAGGACGACCUGCUCUUCCCCAUGCUCACCGUCACCGAGACGCUCUCUUUCGCCGCCGACUUCCGCCUGCCGCGCUCGCUCUGCGCCGCCAAGAAGCGCGCGCGCGUGCACGCGCUCAUCGACCAGCUCGGCCUCCGCGCAGCCGCAAACACCAUCAUCGGCGACGAGGGCCACCGUGGGGUCUCCGGAGGGGAGCGCCGCAGGGUCUCCAUCGGCACCGACAUCAUCCACGACCCCAUCCUCCUGUUCCUCGACGAGCCCACCUCAGGCCUCGACUCCACGUCGGCGUUCAUGGUCGUCAAGGUGCUCCGCCGCAUCGCCGAGAGCGGCAGCAUUGUCAUUACCUCCAUCCACCAGCCCAGCCAGCGCAUCCUCGGCCUCCUGGACCGCCUCAUCCUCCUGUCCGGGGGUCACACCGUCUUCAGCGGAGCCCCCUCCGCGCUCCCGACCUACUUCGCCGAGUUCGGGCACCCUGUCCCGGACGACGAGAACCGCGCCGAGUUCGCGCUCGAUCUCAUCCGCGAGCUGGAGGCGUCGCCAACGGGGACGAAGCCCCUCGUGGAAUUCCACCGCACGUGGAAGCUCAUGCACGCGGCGAGGAGCGACGACGCCGCGGCGUGGGCGCCGACGAUGUCGCUGAAGGAGGCCAUCAGCGCGAGCAUCUCGCGCGGGAAGCUGGUGUCCGGCGCGGACGUGUCGAGCGGGGAGGCGGCGUCGAUGCACACGUACGCGAACCCGUUCUGGGUGGAGAUGAAGGUGCUGACGAAGCGGUCGGCGAUCAACACCCGGCGCAUGCCGGAGCUGUUCCUCAUCCGCCUGGGCGCCGUGGUGGUGACCGGCGUGAUCCUGGCCACCGUGUUCUUCAAGCUGGACCAGUCGCCCAAGGGCGCGCAGGAGCGGCUGGGCUUCUUCGCCUUCGCCAUGUCCACCAUGUUCUACACCUGCGCCGACGCGCUGCCGGUGUUCCUCCAGGAGCGGUACGUGUUCCUCCGGGAGACGGCCUACGGCGCGUACCGCCACGUCUCCUACGUGCUCUCCAACGCCAUCGUCUCCUUCCCGCCGCUGGUGGUCCUGUCGCUGGCCUUCGCGCUCACCACCUUCUUCGCCGUGGGGCUCGCGGGCGGGGCGUCCGGGUUCGCCUUCUACACGCUGGCCAUCCUGGCGUCCUUCUGGGCCGGGAGCGGGUUCGUCACCUUCCUCUCCGGCGUGAUCCCGCACGUGAUGAUCGGGUACACGGUGGUGGUGGCCAUCCUGGCCUACUUCCUGCUCUUCAGCGGCUUCUUCAUCAACCGGGACAGGAUACCGGCAUACUGGCUGUGGUUCCACUACCUGUCGCUGGUCAAGUACCCGUUCGAGGGCGUGCUGCAGAACGAGUUCGCGCGCGGCGGCGAGUGCUUCGUGCGCGGCGCGCAGAUCUUCGACAACUCGCCGCUGGGGGCGCUGCCGGAGGCGGUGAAGGAGCGAGUGCUGGCGUCUAUCAGCUCGGCGCUCGGCGUCGGGAUCGGCGCCGACACCUGCGUGGCCACGGGGCGGAGCGUGCUGCGGCAGGCCGCCGUGACGCAGCUCGGCAAGUGGGAGUGCCUGCUGGUGACGGCGGCCUGGGGCUUCUUCUUCCGGAUCCUCUUCUACUUCAGCCUCGUGCUCGGCAGCAAGAACAAGAGGAGGUGAUCGCGCCACCGUGCACUCGUACCGCGCGCGCGAAUGCAUAUGUUCGAACCGUCCAAGGAAGAAGAUGAUGGCAUGAUUAAGCAGAUGACACUAUCAUCAUCUAUCUGGUUUCUGCAAUUGUUAAACAGAUGUGCUUUUGACUUUUUUAUUUUCUUUUCCUUGUGAUUUUGCAAGUCAAAUAAUUAAGUGGUUCAUACAUUACAUAUACUUUCCUAUCCACUGCCCUUUUUUGCUCUUUCUCAUAGUGUGUUGUAGCCUUGUAGACUUAUGAAAUGAAGAAGUAGUACAGCUAUUUUGGUUGU